AUGGAAUUUAAUUAGGACGCACUUAACUUUCUAUUCAAACAAUUAUGUUCUCUCUCCUUACUAUCCUAAAAAACUACUAACGAACUUAAUGAUAUCUAUCAUCACUUAGCUAAUCAAGAAGCUUCAUUAUAAAAUCAAUUUUUUCUACACUAAUCCAUCAAUGGAUCAGAAUAGAAGUAUCUACACUAAUCAUUUUAAUAUAGAUUAAUCAAUCGUUUUAUAGCUAGAAUCUCAGAAGCCUACCAAUUGAUGUUAGCCAAACGAUAAAUUGCCAGAUCUAAACAUUCUAAGUUUCUAUUAUCCAUUAAUCAUUGUCAAAUAAAAAAAUUUGACAGCAAAUAACUACUUAUGACAUCCUUAAUUUCAGCUGUCUAUUAAGAAUGUAGACUAUAAAUCGAAUUAAUAUUAAAUAAGCAAUAAGAUGCUUAAAACUAAAGAGUAAUACUCUAUCAAAUUUAAGAUACACAGUCAAGAUAGCAACCAAUAAGGAGAAUAAAUCCAGAAUCAAUAUUAUUCAAUGGAAGUUACAAAUAAAAAAAAUAUCCAAAACGAAUGGUCAAUUAAUAUCAAAGAUAAUAAAAAACUGAACUACUUCUAUACUAAAAUCUUUCCAAAAUAAUAUGAGGUCAUUGAAUCAGCAGACAAGUAUUAAUUAAUAUAUCUUUUCAGAAUUUAGGAAGAAUAGAUACUCUAUUUUUAAAGCAGAUAAUAAAAUAAGGAUAGAAUUUUCAAGUAAUUACUUUCAUAAAAUGAACAUAUUUAACAAUCUCUAAAUUGGUCUCUAGAUAUUGAUUUACAUAGUUAUAAUCGACAAAUAGAAACUAAAUUAUAAAAAAUAAAGCUGAUCUAAUUAACUACUAAAUAAUAAUUAUCGAAUUAAUCUUCUCCUGCUAGGCCAUCUCAACUAUCGAAUAAAUCUAUUAAAUAGAAUAAUCCCAUAAGUCCUCUCAAAAAUAUUAAUAAUUAUCCUAAAAUGCCUUAAAUAAUUAUCAAAUAGAGAAGCAUAUCAUAAAAUGUUCCUUAAAGUGAAUUUAGAUUUAAGAAUUCUGUAGCUUAAUCAAAUUAAUACUAAGGAAAUUCUUAAUUUACAAGUUAAAAUUAAAAAUAAAUUUAAAAUGAAUCUGAAAAAACAAUAUUGUUUGCUAAAUUGAUUGAAAAGUAUAAAUAAAAUUAGUCUUAACUCAAUAAAAUAAGAGUUGAAUUAGGACCAAAAAAAUAGAUAUGUUCAGUUCUUAAAAGUAAGCAAUUGAUCGAUCUAAUCCCAAAACAUAGCUCUAAAUUAAAACCAAGAGCAACCAAAAACCUUAUGUAAUAAGUACAUUCUAUUGUUAAUUGA
Paramecium pentaurelia is the source of this 1336-nucleotide messenger RNA. The record is from the annotation of a GenBank genome assembly. Lineage: Eukaryota; Ciliophora; Oligohymenophorea; Peniculida; Parameciidae.